GUUUGAAACGAUUCGUUUCUCACAACACGAUUUUAGUCGAAGCAGUACACGACUGGGGCAGUGACGCGCCAGCGACGCAGCAUAAUGACAGCAUCCGUUGUCGUGUCAGGAAGUCUCGCUUCGAUCGCGUUCGUACAAACGACAAAAUAAAAACCUGUUUAACUUGUGCUGAUAUUUAUCGUAAUCAAUCAAAACAAAAUGAAAAUAGAAAUGAAUAACCAGAUUCUUAUUGGUAUGGUGGAAGAACGACCGGUGUUAUGGGACAGAACAGAUGAAAACUAUAAAAAUAGACAGAAAACAGCUGAAUGUUGGACAGAAAUUUGUCGACUUUUAAUAGAUGGAUAUGAUGAGAUGCCAAGGAAAUCACAAAGGGCAAUAGAUAAGGAGGUUUUAAAAAAAUGGACAAAUAUAAAGGACGGUUUCUCCAGAUGGCAUAGAAAGUGUAACGAGCUAAUUCGUUUGGGUUCAAAUAAAACUAUAAAGAAAUAUGUAUAUUAUGAUCAUAUAUCAUUUUUGUUAAAAAAUAUGGUUUCAAAUCAGGACGAACUGACUUUCGAGGACAAUGAUCCACUGCAAGUAGAAGAAGGUACUCUUAGCGAUGUACCAACGAAAAGGUUAAAACUUGAAACUAGUACAUUCGAAAUAAAACCGAGCCCAACCAGGUUAGAAAGUGAGCUCAGUAAUACAUUCGAAGCAUCUCCAAGUCCGUCGUAUCAAAGUUCUACGAAUCGCCACAUGGCAUUUUUUUCUAGUGUACUACCUUCUAUAGAAAAUUUCGAUGACGACCAAUUCUGUGAUUUCCAAAUUGGAGUACUGCAACUCAUACGGUCUUUAAAACGAAGAGAGAAUCCAAAAGAUUAGAAGUAUAUUUAUUAUCUAUAUCCUUUAAGACAAACUUGUACAAUAAUUUUACCUACAUUUUAGCACCACUGUUAUUUUCGAUAAAAAAAUAAAUGUUUAACAAUAAAUAUA
Sitophilus oryzae (rice weevil) is the source of this 972-nucleotide messenger RNA. RefSeq lists its product as uncharacterized. The transcript is spliced from 2 exons. The coding region runs from base 199 to 861 and encodes 220 amino acids. Gene Ontology annotation, cellular component: transcription regulator complex; nucleus. Lineage: Eukaryota; Metazoa; Arthropoda; Insecta; Coleoptera; Curculionidae. Gene Ontology annotation, biological process: regulation of transcription by RNA polymerase II. The record is from RefSeq and is a predicted model, not a curated record.